This is a messenger RNA of Osmia lignaria (orchard mason bee), 2926 nucleotides long. It is a transcript of the gene Nrk, whose product is annotated as Neurospecific receptor kinase. Gene Ontology annotation, molecular function: ATP binding; transmembrane receptor protein tyrosine kinase activity; Wnt-protein binding. Gene Ontology annotation, cellular component: plasma membrane; signaling receptor complex. Lineage: Eukaryota; Metazoa; Arthropoda; Insecta; Hymenoptera; Megachilidae. The record is from RefSeq and is a predicted model, not a curated record. Gene Ontology annotation, biological process: positive regulation of kinase activity; multicellular organism development; protein phosphorylation.
ACGAAUUUUUCAUCGUGAUGAAUUUUGUUUUAAACAUGUGAUAUAUUUUCUUGACGUUCUUUCAACUAUUAUAUGUAAAUAAUGGUGUUCUGGAUUGUUUCCCUAGUAGCAAUUAUUUUGCAUUUCAGUUCUGCACAAACCAAACCUGAAUCACAAGGUUAUUGUGCACAAUAUAAUGGACAGAUUUGCAAGAAAUAUUUAACUGGAAUUGGAAAAGUAUGGUUUAAUGAUUCUAAUGAUAACCCUGGUGGUUGGCUGAAUGAACGUAUUACAACCAAUUUGUGGGAGGAACUGAUACAGAGGCUUGUUGAGCCAUGUCGUUCAGCUGCAGAGAAAAUGCUAUGUAUGUAUGCUUUUCCACAAUGUCCUAACUCAGUUGGCCUACCAUUAUGUUAUGAAGAUUGUAUGGCUGUACGUCAUCAGUUCUGUUUUAAUGAUUGGGCAAUGAUAGAAGACAACAAGCAAAGAGAUAUUUACAUCAGAUCAAGGGGACAUUUUACAUUACCAGAAUGUGAAUCACUGCCAAAAGUAGUUAAAGGAAAAAUGACAUGUUCUCAUAUAAAUUUAACUGAUAUGAAUGAAACUCUUGUUACAUAUGACUGUAUUAAAGGCAAUGGUAGAUUUUAUAUGGGUAAAGUAAAUAAAACAAAAUUUGGCUUGGAUUGUCAGUCAUGGAAUGCACAAGUACCGCACAGUCAUGACAGGCCACCAGAUGUCUUCCCUCAAAUUCGUUAUGGAGAAAAUUAUUGUAGAAAUGCAGGUGGAGAUGAACCAACACCAUGGUGUUUCACCAUGGAUCCUGUAAAACGAUGGGAACAUUGUGAUAUUCCUAUAUGCGGUAUAUAUUCGGUAUUUUAUUUAAUAUUUCCUGUAAAUAACAUUAUAACUCACUGUAUGUUUUUUAUUUUCAAUACAGAUAAUGUAACAAGUAAAGUACUUGAAGUAGAUUCAAAGGAUUUAGCAAUGAAUACAUUAUUUACUCCAAUGUUUAUAUUGAUAGUAUCUUCAUUAGGAUUUGUAAUAAUAACUGGAACUUUAUUAUCGAUUAUUUUGAGUCACAGACUUCAUAAGAGACAUCAAGGAUACAACCCAACAGAAAAUCAGUAUGUCAGUAUCGAUUUAGACAAAUUGCCAAGUAAUGAUGCAUACCACAAGACGAGUGCACAACUAAAUCCUAAAUUAGAAAAGCUCGAAUUCCCGCGAAAUAACAUUAUUUACGUUCGAGAUUUAGGACAAGGUGCUUUUGGCAGAGUAUUUCAAGCAAAAGCGCCUGGUCUUAUUCCGGGUGAAGAGUUCACAAAUGUUGCAGUAAAAAUGUUAAAGGAGGAAGCAUCAGAAGAUUUGCUCAAGGACUUUGAACGAGAAGCAUGCCUUCUCGCCGAAUUCGAUCAUCCAAACAUUGUCAAAUUAUUAGGUGUAUGCGCUUUGGGGCGACCGAUGUGUCUCCUCUUCGAGUAUAUGGGUCGCGGUGAUUUAAACGAGUUUCUACGAUCUUGUUCUCCGGGAAACUAUAUCAUUCGAAGUCUGGAAAGAGACGAACACUUUACAGACUCUCGUUUGUCACACAUGGACUUGAUCAAUAUCGCGCUACAAGUUGCAUCAGGAAUGGUAUACUUGUCAGAUCGAAAAUUCGUUCAUCGAGAUCUUGCGACAAGAAAUUGUCUGAUCAAUGACCAAAUGAUCGUGAAAAUAGCAGAUUUUGGAUUGUCACAAAAAAUUUAUCUGCAAGAUUAUUACAAGGGCGACGAACAAGAUGCUAUUCCAGUUAGAUGGAUGCCUCUAGAAAGCAUAUUAUACAAUAAAUACACCGUCGAGUCCGAUGUAUGGGCUUUCGCGGUAUGCUUGUGGGAGAUAUUUAGUUUUGCACUUCAGCCUUAUUACGGAAUGACACACGAGGAAGUUGUACAAUACAUUAAAGAAGGCAAUGUACUACAGUGCCCUGAAAACACUCCACAAGCGAUAUACGACCUAAUGAAACUCUGUUGGAACAGAAGACCAUCAGACAGGCCUACAUUCAGAACGAUUUAUAAUACCCUUGAUGCUAUAAAGCACAAUUUGGAAGCUGAGAAUAAGUCGGACAGUGUACCAUUACGUAUUCACGUUUGAAUCUGAUGAAAAUUACGAAUGGAGAACUAUAUUAUCCAUACAAUUAUAAAGUAAGUGAUAUUUAUAUAGAAAUAAAGGUAAGUAGUAAGUUAUAUUUAAAUGUUAUACAUAACUGCCUUUGUUAUAUUUGUUAUGUAGCCUUAUUAAAUGAAAUAUUUACGAGAGAUGUUUUAAUAUUGACGCAUAUUGGCAAGUAAUUAUGUUCAAAAGAAAAUCACACAAAGUGAAUACAUUAUUUCAGUAUUUCUACUUAAUUUACACGGAAUUUUUGUACAUAUAUAUAUUCUUUAUUUUUAUUAAGUACAUUUUUUCUAAAUUAUUUUAAAAUCAUGUUUACAGUUAUUACAUUAACAAAUUUAAAUACUAUGUAAGGGUAGUUAUCAAUAAUGCUCCUUUAGAUUCCAAUAUUUCUAAUUAUUUAUAUUUAUUAAUAUUUAUUUAAAUCUAUAUUGAAACUAAAGAAUUGAAGACUGGUAUAUAUGGACAACACAGAUAUGUGAUUGAGGUGUAUGACGAUUUUAAAGCAAUCUUUCACAUAUAUGUAGAUUUUUAUAUUGCAUUUAUGUUCUGUCUAUUGUGAUUUUGUGCAUUCCGUCAACGAAUUUUACAUGUUACUAACUGCCACAAAAAAAACAACAAAGUACAUUAUUUAUGGCAGUCCAAACAAUAUAAUGGUAAGAACGAAACAUAACGAUACAAAGAAUUCAGUGGUAGUAUUAUAAUAGAAUGAUUAUUAUAUAAGUAAUAAGAAUCCAAAACUCAAUGUGCAAGGCAAAUAAUUUGUGUGUUGCUAUCAGCUUGUUUAUAACUUGUAAAAAAA